AUUGCCACCGGCGCCACGGCCGUCAUGGGGUUCCUGAAACUGAUUGAGAUCGAGAACUUUAAGUCUUACAAGGGUCGACAGAUUAUCGGACCAUUUCAGAGGUUCACCGCCAUCAUUGGCCCAAAUGGCUCUGGUAAGUCAAAUCUCAUGGAUGCCAUCAGCUUUGUGCUAGGUGAGAAAACCAGCAACCUGAGGGUAAAGACCCUGCGGGACCUGAUCCAUGGAGCUCCUGUGGGCAAGCCAGCUGCCAACCGGGCUUUCGUCAGCAUGGUCUACUCUGAGGAGGGAGCUGAGGACCGCACCUUUGCCCGUGUCAUUGUAGGGGGUUCCUCUGAGUACAAGAUCAACAACAAAGUGGUCCAGCUACAUGAGUACAGUGAGGAAUUAGAGAAGUUGGGCAUUCUCAUCAAAGCUCGUAACUUCCUCGUUUUCCAGGGUGCUGUGGAAUCUAUUGCCAUGAAGAACCCCAAAGAGAGGACAGCUCUAUUUGAAGAGAUUAGUCGCUCUGGGGAGCUGGCACAGGAGUAUGACAAGCGAAAGAAGGAAAUGGUGAAGGCCGAAGAGGACACACAGUUUAAUUACCAUCGCAAGAAAAAUAUUGCAGCUGAACGCAAGGAAGCAAAGCAGGAGAAAGAAGAGGCUGACCGCUACCAGCGCCUGAAGGAUGAGGUAGUACGAGCUCAGGUACAGCUGCAGCUCUUUAAGCUUUACCAUAAUGAAGUGGAAAUUGAGAAGCUCAACAAGGAACUGGCCUCUAAGAACAAGGAGAUCGAGAAGGACAAGAAGCGUAUGGACAAAGUGGAGGAUGAGCUGAAGGAAAAGAAGAAGGAGCUGGGCAAAAUGAUGCGGGAGCAGCAGCAGAUUGAGAAAGAGAUCAAGGAGAAGGAUUCAGAAUUGAACCAGAAGCGGCCUCAGUACAUCAAAGCCAAGGAGAAUACCUCCCACAAAAUCAAGAAGCUGGAAGCAGCCAAGAAGUCUCUGCAGAAUGCUCAGAAGCACUACAAGAAGCGUAAAGGUGACAUGGAUGAGCUGGAGAAGGAGAUGCUGUCAGUGGAGAAGGCCCGGCAGGAGUUUGAAGAACGGAUGGAAGAGGAGAGUCAGAGUCAGGGCAGAGAUUUGACCUUGGAGGAAAAUCAGGUGAAGAAAUACCACCGGUUGAAAGAAGAAGCCAGCAAGAGAGCAGCUACCCUGGCCCAGGAGCUAGAGAAAUUCAAUCGAGACCAGAAAGCUGACCAGGACCGUUUGGAUCUGGAAGAACGGAAGAAAGUAGAGACAGAGGCCAAAAUCAAGCAAAAGCUGCGGGAAAUUGAAGAGAAUCAGAAGCGGAUUGAGAAACUGGAAGAAUACAUCACCACUAGCAAGCAGUCCCUAGAAGAGCAGAAGAAGCUAGAGGGGGAGCUGACAGAGGAGGUGGAGAUGGCCAAGCGGCGUAUUGAUGAAAUCAAUAAGGAACUGAACCAGGUGAUGGAGCAGCUAGGGGAUGCUCGCAUUGACCGACAGGAGAGCAGCCGCCAGCAGCGAAAGGCAGAGAUAAUGGAGAGCAUCAAGCGCCUUUACCCUGGCUCUGUGUAUGGCCGACUCAUUGACCUAUGCCAGCCCACACAAAAGAAGUAUCAGAUUGCUGUAACCAAGGUUUUGGGCAAGAACAUGGAUGCCAUUAUUGUGGACUCAGAGAAGACAGGCCGGGACUGUAUUCAGUAUAUCAAGGAGCAGCGUGGGGAGCCUGAGACCUUCUUGCCUCUUGACUACCUGGAGGUGAAGCCUACAGAUGAGAAACUCCGGGAGCUGAAGGGGGCCAAGCUAGUGAUUGAUGUGAUUCGCUAUGAGCCACCUCACAUCAAAAAGGCCUUGCAGUAUGCUUGUGGCAAUGCCCUUGUCUGUGACAAUGUAGAGGAUGCCCGCCGCAUUGCCUUUGGAGGCCACCAGCGCCACAAGACAGUGGCACUGGAUGGAACCCUAUUCCAGAAGUCAGGGGUAAUCUCUGGUGGGGCCAGUGACCUGAAGGCCAAGGCGCGGCGCUGGGAUGAGAAAGCAGUUGACAAAUUGAAAGAGAAGAAGGAGCGCUUGACAGAGGAGCUGAAAGAGCAGAUGAAGGCAAAACGGAAAGAGGCAGAGCUGCGUCAGGUGCAGUCUCAGGCCCAUGGACUGCAGAUGCGUCUCAAGUACUCCCAGAGUGACCUAGAACAGACCAAGACACGACAUCUAGCCCUGAAUCUGCAGGAGAAAUCCAAGCUGGAGAGUGAGCUAGCCAACUUUGGGCCUCGCAUUAAUGAUAUCAAGAGGAUCAUUCAGAGCCGAGAAAGGGAAAUGAAAGACUUGAAGGAGAAGAUGAACCAGGUAGAGGAUGAGGUGUUUGAAGAGUUUUGUCGGGAGAUUGGUGUACGCAACAUCCGGGAGUUUGAGGAAGAGAAGGUGAAACGGCAGAAUGAAAUCGCCAAAAAGCGUUUGGAGUUUGAGAAUCAGAAGACUCGCUUGGGUAUUCAGUUGGAUUUUGAAAAGAACCAACUGAAGGAGGAUCAGGAUAAAGUACACAUGUGGGAGCAGACAGUGAAAAAGGAUGAAAAUGAGAUAGAAAAGCUCAAAAAGGAGGAACAGAGACACAUGAAGAUUAUAGAUGAGACCAUGGCUCAGCUACAAGACCUGAAGAAUCAGCAUCUGGCCAAGAAGUCAGAAGUAAAUGACAAGAAUCAUGAGAUGGAGGAGAUUCGUAAGAAACUUGGGGGCGCCAACAAGGAAAUGACCCAUUUACAGAAGGAGGUGACAGCCAUUGAGACCAAGCUUGAACAGAAGCGCAGUGACCGUCACAACUUGCUACAGGCCUGUAAGAUGCAGGACAUUAAGUUGCCACUGUCAAAAGGCACCAUGGAUGAUAUUAGUCAGGAAGAGGGUAGCUCUCAGGGGGAGGACUCAGUGAGUGGUUCCCAGAGAAUUUCCAGUAUCUACGCACGAGAGGCCCUCAUUGAGAUUGACUAUGGUGAUCUGUGUGAGGAUCUGAAGGAUGCCCAGGCUGAGGAAGAGAUCAAACAAGAGAUGAACACACUGCAGCAGAAGCUGAAUGAGCAGCAGAGUGUGCUUCAGCGUAUUGCCGCCCCCAACAUGAAGGCCAUGGAAAAGCUGGAAAGUGUCCGAGAUAAGUUCCAGGAGACCUCAGAUGAAUUUGAAGCAGCCCGAAAGCGAGCAAAGAAGGCCAAGCAGGCAUUUGAACAGAUCAAGAAGGAACGCUUUGACCGCUUCAAUGCUUGUUUUGAAUCUGUGGCUACCAACAUUGAUGAGAUCUAUAAGGCCCUGUCCCGAAACAGCAGUGCCCAGGCAUUCCUGGGCCCUGAGAAUCCUGAAGAGCCCUACUUGGACGGCAUCAACUAUAAUUGUGUGGCUCCUGGGAAACGCUUCCGGCCUAUGGACAACUUGUCAGGGGGGGAGAAGACAGUGGCAGCUCUGGCCCUGCUCUUUGCCAUCCACAGCUACAAGCCAGCCCCCUUCUUCGUCCUGGAUGAGAUUGAUGCUGCCUUGGAUAACACCAACAUUGGCAAGGUGGCAAAUUACAUCAAGGAGCAGUCGACUUGCAACUUCCAGGCCAUCGUCAUCUCCCUCAAGGAAGAGUUCUACACCAAGGCCGAGAGCCUCAUUGGAGUCUAUCCUGAGCAAGGGGACUGUGUGAUCAGCAAAGUCCUGACCUUCGACCUCACCAAGUACCCAGAUGCCAACCCCAACCCCAAUGAGCAGUAGCAAUAGUUCUACCCUCCUGCCCUGUCUGGAUCCCUAAGGUGUCCCUCUCCCAAUCUCUGGAUGUUUGACUCCCAACCUUUCCCCUGCCUCCUGGCCCUUUUUGGUGUAGUCAUGGGAUUUAGGCACUGCUAAUUAAGCACGAAGAGGAACAGAGGUGAUGUUAGGUCUAGAGCAAAAAUUCCUGAGUGACAAGGAGUAUUCUGGCCUCUGGAAGGAGGUGCUGAGCUGAACAGGGCCAUCUGUUCAUCACACACACCCCCUUCCUCCCCCUCAUCACCCAUCAUCAUGGGUCCCUUGGGCCUCUUGCCCACUGUGUGUGUGGGUACGUAUGGUGUAUGUAUGUAUCCUCAUGUGUGCAUGUAUGUUUGCAAAAUAAUAAAGGAUAUUGGAAACCUGUUUUAGAAGGAGCCUAGGCUGAAUUUGAUUUCAAGAGAGCUUACGAUGACAGCACCCCUGAGCUGGGCAAAGGUACUCAGGACCUCAUAGGAGUCUCAGGCAGUUACCUGAAACUGCCUUCAUUCACUCAUUUGUGUAUUCAUUCAUGUAUGUAUUCAUCAGACACAUACUGAACACCCUCUAUUUGUCAAGCUCUUUGCUUGGAAUACAGAGUUGAAUCAGACAUGAUCUCUACCCUCCUAGUAAGGAGAUACAGUGGUUCAUGAAUGACUAUCGUUAGCUGAAUGUCUUAUGUACUUUGAAUUUGAGAAGAGGGUGAUCACCUCUAGGCUUCUUGGAGGUCACAUUUAAGCUGGACCUUGACAAAUUGGUAGGAUUUGGUCAGGCACUAGUUGCAGAGCAUGAGCUCUGGGGACAGACUGUUAUGGGUUCUGGUCCCACUUUUUAUCACUUACUAGUUGUUUGACCUUGGGCAAGUCAUUUGACCUUCUGUGCCUCAGUUUCCUCAUCUGUAAAAUGGGGCUAACAAUAUUACCUACCUCAUAGGAUUUAAUGAUGUCAAGCUCCUCAGUGGAGGCUUUAUCCCUUCAUGGAGCCCACUUAGGUGCCAAUUCCUCAGAAUAUAAGCCUCAUGCCUAGACUCCUGAGAGCUUCUGAUCCCAGCUAUUAGGGACAGAAGAAGCCUCCAAAUCUGGAAGGUGCUGAAUGCCCUGCUGACUGGGAAAGUUUCAGGGCACUGAUGGGGUCUACCUGGUAAGUGGAGGGCCUGAGGAAGCCUGUAGCUUCAAUCAUAUAUGGUAGCCGGGUACCGGAGCCCCAAUCUGGGUUGUGAGGAAAUAGGGUAGAGGUAGCCUGGGCCACGUCCCAGCCUAACACGUGUGAGGUUCACUUGAGGAACUAACCUCAUAACUAUAAGGAACAUGCAGAGACAGCGAAGCCUGGUGUGAUUAGCUCAGCCUUCACUCAUUCACAUACACCAUCAUACUUUUAUUCCAAUCUGUGUAUUGAUUUUUUUGCUUUUUAAAAGUUAAGUCUAUUCUAAUUACUCAAACAUUGCAUUAAUGCAUUCUCGUUUUGAGAAAUUAGAUUGUUAGAGAUAAAGGUAGUCUCAUUCAGCUACCAACCACUCCCCCUUCUGAUCCUUUCCUUCUUAGUGGCUUUUAUGUUUGUUGUACUUCCAUUUAGACUGUUUUAAUACUUGUACGUACAUAUACGAACUCACUGGAAACAUUGUGUGUUUAAUGCAAAUGGUAUAUUGUUUAGCAAUUUGUUUUCUUUGCUUAACAAUGUUUUUCUGAUCUGUGCAUGUUACUUAAUGUAGAUCAAUCCAUUCUCUGUAAUUGCUUAUAGAUUGCCAUCAUAUGACUACCACAUUUUACUUAACACAUUUCUCUUGUGAUGGACAUUAAGACUGUUUUCAGGUUUUGCUAUUACAAAAUACUACACAGGAGCAUCCCUAGGCCUAUGUGAAAGUGUGUAUGUGAAAGUUUACCUAGGGUCGAUACCUAGUAGUGAACUGCAAAGUCAUAGGAUAUUUAUAUAUUGGUUUUUAAUAGAUACUUCCAAAUUGCCCUCCUGUACUAUUUACUCAGUAUUUUUCUUAAGGUAAUCUGAGGUCUAACAUUGUUAUCCUAUAUCAUUUUCAUCCCAAGUAGUGAUAUCUGUGAAGUCACAGGUUUGAUAUGUGCUAAUUAUGUAUUUUUCUAAUACAUAUUAAAAGACAUAACUAUCAAAACAAAAUAAAUUUGUCUGUUUUCAACCAAAGAAGUCACAUACCAGUAGUGGUACUGUGUGCCAUAAUUUGGCAAAUGCUGGCCUAUCUGGAAGAGCACAAUUUGGGGGUCAGACCUGGUUCAAAUUUCAGCUGUAGAAACUUGGGCAAGUUAUUUCAUCUCUGAGCCUAAGUUUCCACAUCUGUAAAAGGAGAUAAGAAAUACCUACCUUGCAGUAGUGAAGCAAAGAGAAAAUUAAAUAUAUCUGAACCAAUUUGGCUGGUAUCUAGAUCAUCACAGCCCUUUAAAAGUCACCUUUGCUAUUCUCCCCACUUUACAGGUAAGGAAACUGAGGCCCAAAAAGGUUUGAACCCAGGUCUUCCAAGUCAUUCAAGUGCUUUUUCCACUGUACAGGUGGUUAUCAACCUUGGCUGCACAUCAGAAUCAUUUGUAAAGCUUUUUCCUUUUUAAAAGUAAAGCAGUAUAUACACAGGUAAAAAAUAAAAUAGUACAGAAGCUUAUAAUGAGAAGCAGCAGUUUCCUGCUCGCACCCCCACAUCCAAAGGAUGUGGAGCUCUUUAAAAAUCAAUUGCUCUGGUCCCGCCUCUGGAAAUCUGAUUCAGUAGGCGUGGAUGGUAACCCAGAUAACUAACCCCUACCUCACAGGAUAAAAAGGAUUACAUGAGACGCCUUGGGAUAAGGCCCUGGCAGACAGGAACACAUAUGGUACAAAGGAGCUUUGGGGACUUAAGUCCUGAGGAUCCCGGAGGUAAGGUGACUUGUCCAAGAUUCCACUGGUUUAGUGGAAGAGCCUAGUUUCCAGUCAGAUCUAUUUAGUGCUUGCCCCCUGCUCUCUCCUGUUGUGCCCCACCACCUCCUCUCAUCAAAGGGCAACCCUUGUCAGUGAAGCGUGUGCUUGCAGGAGGCCGCACACCACCGUGUGUUUCCAAGGAUAAGCUGGAUCCGAGUAGAUUCCCUAGGGCUUGUUGGAGAAACUAGUUUGACUCUCUUACACUGUGGACACAGUAGCCUUGCUCUGGGAAGUUGAAGAGUACUCCACAACAGUAUCUAAGUUUAAUUGGGCACUUCCCUCUGGAAAUCAGUGUUGCGCACCAGGAACACAAAGAUGAGUCAAAUCUUUAUCCUGCCUUUGAGGAGCUUUCUAGUUGGGGAAGCAAUUUGUAAAAUGGCCAUUAACUAUACAGUGUGAUCAACACUCUUGACAGGAGCACAGGAGAAACGUCUAGCUUAUGUGAAGAUUCAGGGAAGGCAUCCUCUAGUCUAGGUGGUGACACCUGAACUGAGUCUUGAGAGACUGGCAGGAAUUAGCCAGUUGAGGAAGUGGAAUGAAUUUCCAGAUAUUGGAAACAAUAUGCAUGAAGACAUGAAGGCAAGAAACAGCAAAGCAAUCAAAUACUGAAGCGUGAAGAUUCCUGGGGUGGGGGGAAAGCAGCAAGAAAACGUAGAGAGGAGCCAGAUUGAAAGAGCAUUGUAAAUGCAUGACUACAGAAUUGAGCUUUGUCUUGUAGGACAGUGUGGUUCCCAAAUUGGCUGUAUACCACAAACACGUGGGGCAUUCGGGGCCCCGACCUCAAAAUUCAUUAAGUGAGGACUUGAAAUCUUGAAUGCUUGUAAAGGUUACCACAUGACUAGGGUACAGCCAAAUUUGGAAACCAUAGCUUGAAGGCAAUGAGGAAGCCAUGAGAUGGUUUUUAAUAGGGUGUCUUCAGAUCAGAUGUGAACUUAACCUGUUUCUGGCUGCCUAGCCAACCAGCGUAGAAACAGUUUAGGUUAGAUGUUCAUGCUGUAUGUGCCCGUGCCUGUAGCUUCCCUGUUAAUCAGCUUCUUACACUAUAUUUGCUUGUGUUGUCUCUGAAUAAGCUUUAGGCACCACAAGGGUGGGGGCCUUGGGAUAUUUUGCUUACCAGUAUAGCCCCUGCAAAAAAGCACAGUGCCUGACACAAAACAGGCACCCAGUAAAGUUUUUGAAUGAAUGAAUGCAUGAGUGAAUGCAUUUGUGAGAGAAUGAAUGGAGACAGGUAGAUUAGUUAAGAAACUGUGGAAAAGACCAGGAGGCCUGCACUAGGGCAAAGGCCAGUAGGAAUAGAAUGGAGGUGUUAAGGUGUGAACUGUUAAGGGAAGAUGAUAAACUGGACUUAAUGACUGAUUACUGGAUGUGGAGGGUGACUGAGAGGAUAGAAUGAGUACCCAUGAAUAGUCAGGAUUCUUACCCUAUCCGUCAUCUCUUUCCUUAUCCGUCUCUGAAACAGAAUAUCCUUACAUCCUCCUCAGCAAUUGGAAUUCCUCCCUCAAGUUAGACAUUUUGUGUGCUGUGUGGUCUCUCACUGCCCCUCCCCUCCUCCACAAGCCAUUGAUUCAUUCAUCUAGUUCAAUAAAUCUUGGCUAAGCACUUCCAGUGUGCAGUAAGGCUCUUCCAAGCCAGGACUCUACUCUCUCUUUCCUACCUCACAUGUUUUUGAGGGCUUUCCCAGGUAAGAGUCACAUCUCUUAUACAAUAACUUAGAGUGAGACACCCAGAAUGUCAGACCUUUAAAGGAAGACUGCCCAAACCCCUUCUGAGGUCCUCAGAGGGGAAUUAACUUCCUAAGGUCCCACUGCUAGGAAGCAUUGGAGCCAGAAAUAGAACCUAGGUUUUCUUUCUAUGUCAUCUCUAGAGUCUUGAUCUAUCCCAUUGUAAAUCAGGACAGGCAGAGGUGGUCAGGGAGAAGGCGAGACUUAGAUUCAACCUUGAAGGUCGAUGUAUUGGACAGUCCAAACAAGAUGCUUGCCAAUUACCUUGCCCACUUCUGGAAACCGUUAGCAAACCUGCCAUGCCUGCAGUCCCUUCUAAGGGAUUUCUUUAGCAUAAGUUGCAAUGCUCUGUACCAUGUGACCUCACAAUCCUGGCCACAGAUAGCUAGAUGGGGAUAGUGUCUGACUCAAGGGCAGCCAAGCUCUAGGCUGGCCAGCAGCCUAUUAACUGGACUGGCAUAAGGACUGCACCUUACAGGGGUGGCAUGUAUCAAAUGGCAAAUACAUGAAACAACCAGAUCUUUCAGGGAGGCUGAAUGUGAGGUGUUCAGAAAAAGUGAACAGUUAAUUAGACUUUAAUGAGGCAUAAGUGGUGGUGGAUGAGGGGCGGCCAGAAAACUAAACAGCAAAAGCAAAGAGAAAGCUGCAGAAACCAUAAAUAAGCAGAGGUCAUGAGACAUUUGUAUAAUGAGAUCAUGGGGCCACAGGGUGGCAGAAGCCAUGAAGCAGCAAGGCAACAAUGGGCUAAAAGGACGCAGAAGCCAUGAAGCAAUAGGAGCCACGAGGAACAGAAACCAUGAGACAAAACUGGCUAUGAGAUUGACAAAGCACCAGAAGGCUUGAAUAGAUAAAUGAGACAGUAGAAGUGAUGAGACUGCAAGAACCUCAAGGUAGCCAGAACCACAUGGCAACAUGGCAACAGGAAUGGAAGAGGCAGCAGGAGCUACAGUGCAGAAAAGCCAUGGAUUAAUAGGAACUGAAGCCCCAGGAGCCAUGAAGCUGCAGGACCCAGGAGGCAGCAAAAGCCAUGGGCUAGCAUCGAGGGGGGCAGAAAGAAGUUAGUCAGUAGCAGUAGGAGGAGUAUAAAUACAGCUAGAAAGGAGUUGAGUCACCAAUUUGGGAAGCACUAGAGAAGGGAGCAACAGAUGCCUGUAGCUGAGGGGGUGACAAGAUAAGCCAGGCUCUAGAGCUGCUUUGGAUCAUGAACCAUUUUCAAGUUUCUGUUCUUCCAUGAGGCUGCCUGUGUAGCAGUUCUUGUCUUCCUUAUUUCCCUGUGAAUGCUUUAAUAAACCCCCAUCACUAACCUAA
Molecule: messenger RNA, 9674 nt
Organism: Callithrix jacchus (white-tufted-ear marmoset)
Lineage: Eukaryota; Metazoa; Chordata; Mammalia; Primates; Cebidae
Gene: SMC1A
Product: structural maintenance of chromosomes 1A
Biological process (GO): sister chromatid cohesion
Cellular component (GO): meiotic cohesin complex; nucleus; chromosome
Molecular function (GO): ATP hydrolysis activity; DNA binding; protein binding
Source: RefSeq, a predicted model, not a curated record